Molecule: messenger RNA, 3378 nt
Organism: Zootermopsis nevadensis
Lineage: Eukaryota; Metazoa; Arthropoda; Insecta; Blattodea; Termopsidae
Product: rho GTPase-activating protein 17
Biological process (GO): regulation of actin cytoskeleton organization; signal transduction; regulation of Rac protein signal transduction
Cellular component (GO): cytoplasm; intracellular anatomical structure
Molecular function (GO): protein binding; GTPase activator activity
Source: RefSeq, a predicted model, not a curated record
GAUCAAUCGAAUGUGUGUGUGCGGUCGAUGUGCAUAUAUAGAAACGUAGGAAGAAGAGUAAUUUGUGAUUUUGUGAUAUUCGUACGUGUGAUAUAUUUAACCCCUGGAAUUGUGCACAAUUUUGUUGCAGUUUUGAAGCUCAGGAAUUCAUAAAGUUUUUAUAUCUGUUUAAACAUAUGAAUUUUGGAAAUGCUUCGAUUUGAUGAAACAUGAACCUGUAAGUUGUUAUUCAAUGGAUGUUAAAUUAAUUAAUGCCCACCUUAAUACACGUUGACAGUGACUGGUGGCAGAACUCAUCUCUCAAAAUGAAGAAGCAAUUCUUUCGUGUUAAGCAGCUAGCAGAUCAACGGUUUUCCAGGGCUGGGAAGACUGAGGUUCUGUCAGAUGACCUACAAGAGGCAGACCGAAAAGUUGAAUACAUCAGCAGAGCUUGUGGGAAUACGUCAAAGAAAAUGGGUACCUUGUGUUCAGGUCAAGAUGCUUCCAGAGAGAAGAGACUGAAAAAGAAUGCAGAACAUGUAUUAGGCAUAGCUAUGCAGGACAGCGGAUCAUGUGAAGAGGAAUGUCUUCUUAGCAACAUUUUAUCAGAUUGUGCCAAAAUAGAAAUGAAUUUGGCCAAUGAAGUACUGGAUCACGAAAUGCAGGUGGAGCAGUUAGUCGUUACCCCAUUACAACAGAUGUUGGACAAUGAUGUUCCUAAGCACAAAGCUAAACUUAGCAAAUUCACACUGGAUAUGGAUUCUGCAAGAACUAGAUAUCAGACAGCACUAAAGCAUGGUAGUACAAAUACAAACACCAUCAAGGAAGAACUGGAAGAUGCUGAGCUGAAGGUGGAACAAUGUAGGGAUAUGCUGGCAUCGGAGAUGUUCCAGCUAAUAUCGAAAGAGGCUGAUCUCGCUCAGACUGUAGUGCAGUACAUCAAACUUCAGAGGGCCUAUCAUGAGAGUGCUCUAAGAAUACUGGAGGAAACAAUACCAGAACUUGAAAAGACCAUUAAUGAAAGUCCUUCAAAACCUGUUUAUGGAUAUCCAUUGGAAGAACAUCUUCGUGUCACUCGGAGAAAAGUUGCAUCUCCCAUUGAGCUUUGUGUAUGUGCCUUGUUGGAGCUAGGAAUGGAGGAGGAAGGGCUGUUCAGAGUUGCUGGAGGGGCUUCCAAACUGCGCCGUUUGAAGAUGAGUUUUGAUGCUUGUUGCCUAACCUUGCCAACUGUUAUUGAGUAUCGGGAUCCUCAUGUAAUUGCUGGUGCCCUCAAGUCUUAUCUGAGGGAUCUGCCAGAGCCUCUGAUGACAUAUACGCUAUACGAAGAAUGGAUGGCAGCCGCAAGAAUUCAAUCGUCAAAUGAAGCUCGUCAUCACGCACUGAAACAGGUCAUUGAUAAAUUGCCACAAGCAAAUUUUGACAAUUUGCGGUAUCUGAUAAAGUUUCUGUCUGCACUGUCUCGUAACCAAGAAGUGAAUAAAAUGACACCUCAGAACAUUGCUAUUGUCAUUGCACCAAAUCUGAUCUGGAGCCAAGCUGAUGAGACCACUACAAUGGGGAUGAACAUGAGUUCAGCAAACACAUACAGUUCUAUUGUAGAUAGUUUGGUGAAUAAUGCAGACUGGUUUUUCCCUGGGGACAUUGAGUUCUUUCAAACCUUUCCUCAUGAAACAACUUUAAUAAAUGGAAUGACCUCAAGUACUGGGUCAGUUAGUGGGCUUCAGCCUCACGAAUGGACUGGUGGCUCGCCUGUGGAGAAAGUGGCAACUAGUGGUCAUACCAGGGGGAGUAGUAGUGAUGGUCAGCUGAUCAGUCUUGGUGAACCUGGCGUUAUGAAAAGAACACAGUCAAAUAGUAGUCUUUCAGAUCACAGCAGUCCUCCACAUGGCAGUCCUAAACCAGCUGCCCGCAGGAAGAACAAGCCAGCCCCUGUUCCACCUUCCAGUGGUGCAUCACCAAAGGAUCUACCACCAUCACCAGGCUUCACUCCUGAAAAACCCGAGAAGCCUCCUCGUCCAGCUGUAGGCCCACUGCCAUCGACACUUCCUCGACCCAAUAAGAAACACUCUGGAGAACAUGAUGUGAGAACAGCAGAUUCAGGUACUGUUGAAAAUAUACCAGCUGUGACUACAGAAAAACAUCAGAAAUCCAGUGAUAAUAUUUCUUCAGGCAUUAGAAAACAAAGUACAGAUGGUUUGGAACCUCAGCAGAAUUGCAUGAUAUCGUCUAUGCAUCGAAAAGUCAGCAGUGGAGGAGGAGAGAAAUUGUGUGUAGAUUCUGAAAAAUGUGGUGAAGGAAGCGAAUCUUUUCCUUCAACAGAGCAGUCACAGACACUUCCACCCACCACCGACACUGAAGCUACUUCUGUAACCGUAACAUCUAGUUGUGCCAGUAAGCUGUUGAGUAUGACAGAAAGUGUCCAGCAGAAGAAUGUAGUACAGUCAUCCACAAGUGGCUGUACCACUCUAGAAAGAAAGCACCCGCAACGACCAAUUCCUGUUGCUGCCCCUAGAAACACAGUGAAUAUUAAUGCUAGCAACGUUGCUGUUAUUAACAAAGAAGUUCAGAAUCGGUCUUCCGAAAAUAAAACUUCUGAAAGUGUAUUGUCAGGCUGUGAGUCUACAAAGGAUGUAGAAAUUGCAGGAGAGCAUGACGCUGUAAUGCUAAGGAGACCUUUACUGUCGGACGGUGGAGAACGUUCAAAUAACCCAGCCGUGCCUGAAAGACCGGCUACUCUCCUUCGACCUCAUAGUUCAUUCCGCGGUUCAAGACACUCUGCUGAUUCAGAUUGUUCUUCUGGUGAUAAACCUAAUACAGACUCCGAGCGUCCCAUGCUGGAACGCACCCACAUAUACUCUGUAGACAAACAGCAGGUGUCAAUUAUUCAAGUUGGGGGAGAGAAGGAGAAGACGGUCGCAGUUCCUAUCAACAAUAACAAUAAUGAGCCUGUGUUUCAGAGGAGCCCUUCCAUAGGGAGUCAUCCCCUCUCUGUGUCCCUCUCAGACAAAGGACAAUGCCUUGAAAAGCCAGAGCGACCUCCGAACCCUGAAAAUGCAAAGGCCUGUAUUGAAAGAGGGAAGCACCAGUCUAGUCAUUCCCGGACCAUGUCAGAAGGGAACAUUUUCAACAUCGACACAGAUCAGUCAGCCAUAAGGCCACAGGCACCUCUGACUUCACCACAGGGCAGUGGCAAUCUACCAGGUUCCCCCAGACAUCCCGGUCGUCCUCCACGUCCACAGCCUCCGGCUCCUCCUGCAGGCAAGUCUAAGCAGGAACGUGCAUGGGAGAGUACAGAUCUUUGAUAAGAAGAGAUGCGUGUAUCCUGCCGGUUAAUUAUCAUGUUUACAUGCUAAGAUGGAUCAAAGCACUAAUAAAGAAAAGUAUGUAGUAUAUUUAUGA